ACGAGUAUUUCCAUUGAACUUGAUGCUAUAUGGAUCUAUAGUCUUUGGGUUUCCAGCCAACUGUCUGCUGCCGAGUAUCGGAGGGGGUUCGGCUGAACCGGUCUACUUUGGAAAUACCGGGGACUCUCAGUACAGCGUAGAGGUAUGAUAAUAUUGUAUAUCUUUAAUCGUUGACAGAAACAGACUGUGAUGCUAACAGAGCUAGCUCUUUAGCUCGACAGUCUCUCUCUCUCUCUCUGUGAGCUGGACUGACAGCAUCUGAAGGUUAGCUCUGAAGGCUCAGUGUGCUAGCCCCUGACUCAUUUUACUGACCUGUACUAUUGACUCUUGAGGAGGGUCGGACGAACCUGUCUGUUAACUCGUUGACGGACACGGAGUUGAACUAAGUUUGGUAUUAUAGACGCAGAUAUUUGACAGUAAGUUUCUGUCAAUGCAGACCAAAAUGUGUCAAACACAGCAGCAGUCUGUUAUUAAAAACAGAGGUCAGUUUACAGCUAUGGUGGGUAUAUUCAAUUGUUUCAAGUCUUUUCUAAGUAUGUGAACAUUAAUUAUACUUUUUUGUAUCAGCACAUUUGUUAAUAUUGUAUUUAAGAAAAUAAUGCAGUGAAAUACAACUGUACCACAAAUUCCAGCCUGCUUUCAGCUUUGACAUUUUCAAUUUAAGUGCUCAUAAUGUUGUGGCAGAUGAGUCCAGGUGUAUAUGCACUGAAUAGUUUUGCAGGAAUGCCUGUAUGAGUCCUGAAAAACCUGACAAAUAUGUCAGCCCUCUACCUUUAUUCCCAGCUGGAAAAAAAAACUCAAUUUAUGCUCUAAAAUCUGCAUACACACAUACUGUUUAUACUUUAAAAUAGGGCUGGAUGAUAUGGCCUCAAAUCAAUAUCAAAAUAUAUUGAGCAGUUCACCUCGAUAACGAUAAAUGGACGAUAACUACUCUACAAGCUGUUCACCCCCUCCCACAUUAACUUCAUCUACUUCAGCCGCUCCAGCCACUCCAACUUUUAAAAACGUCCUCCAUCUCCUCACCUGUCUGUCCCUCUUUGUUAUGGACUGGAUGGGGUGGAGUCACAUCUCCGACAUAGGACAGCAUCUAAAAGGGACAUGAGAACAUAGCCUACCAACACACACGCCCAAAAUCAACUUUUAUUUAUUUAUUUUGACACCAAAUUUACCUAUAUGGGUAAAAUGACAUUGUUUAUUGUCAUAAAUUUAGGUAUCAGUAAAUUUUCGGUUUAUUGCCCAGCCCUACUUUGAAAUGCAUUACACCAGGAAGUAUUCAAGAUAAGAUAAGAUAAGAUAAGAAGAACUUAUUAAUCCCAGAAGGGAAAUUCAAUUGUCUGUCGUCUCAUUUGUCAUGUCUCUAAAAGUUAUCUACUAUUUCCAGAAGAGUUGUAAAGUCUGACGGCUGUUGGUACAAAAGAUCUUCUGAUUCUUUCUGUCCUGCAGCGAAGAGAGAGGAGCCGUCCACCACUACUGGCCCUCUGGUUCAUUAAGGUGUUAUGAAGUGUAAAUACAGACCAGGCAUGCUUAUACCUUUACUGUCAUCAUCAUUUUAAGUUUUAUCACUGAAGAUCAUCAUGGAAAUGAUAAGGAGGUAACUUUUUACAGAAGCACAGAAGCCUUAGGCAGACAUUCAGCCACUUAUUUUACUCCCACUUAUUUAACUUAUCUCAUAAUGUCGACUGAUCGAUCAUACCCCAAAUGUCCAAGUAGGCUUAGCUUACCUUAUUGGUGUUGGCAAUGGCAUGGCGUGUCCUGGUCUGGCCCAUCACAGUGACCAGCCAGUUGUUAUGUGUUUUAGAAAGCCAGAAAAAUGUUCUGCUGCCACAAGAAAAUAACCCUCAUUAGCUAAGAGCAAUUAAGUCUUCCUAACAGAGAAAGAAACAACUUUGAUCAUUUAAGAUGAUGAUAUAAAUAAAUCCUUAAUUAAGAAUGGUGUUAAAUUUUGGGCUGAGCCUCUUAUCAAGAUGGGGGUUAUGCCCUUUCCGGGGAAAUAAAGGAUAUUGGUCAGUGCAUUUACAUUUUUCUAUCAAAAAAAAAAAAAAACUCACAAUGGUAAUGCACCAGCUGGAGGGUCUGUAUCAAAACCAGCCCAGUACAGCUGAAAAGGUGCUGUCCAAACUGCCAAAGAAGAAAGGAAGUGAGAAGAUUUACACAGAGAGUCUUGUCAUUGUACUAAGCAUUGUCUAAACAUCAAGAUAUAAUACCCAAUCUUGGAUGCAAGCUUAGCCUGUGGAGAGAUUGGUCACGAGAGGUCGUUGUCACUAUUUGUCUGAGUUAACAGAGACUCCAGACUUCAGUUCAUUUCAUACACUCAUGGACGUCUUAGUUACUCAGAGUGCAACUUGAUCAAAGUGUCCAUAUUUUUUCAGUUCCACUCUUACAUCCAGAUUUUGCUCUCUUGGUUCCCUUUGUUUUCUGCUUGAUGACAUUUGACUUUAAUGCGUAUGUUUAUUGAUUGUUACUUUACCACAGAGUGCCGUCAUGUAUUCAUUACAGCACGUUUGCGUCUUUUUUUUGUUUGUUUUUUUUUAAACCCUGACAUGCUAGUGUGUUGAUAAUAGAAGAAUCAAAACAUUUUGCUACUUUGAUAUAGACACUUGCCCUUAACACAGUCUUGCUUUGUAGAAAGUCUUGGUGCCUUUGCAGUGAAAUCAAAUAAAGGAUCAGGUUUAUAUCAGAGGAUUUACAGUAAAUCAAGAUCUCAAGAAUUAUCCUGGAAGAUUGAGUAAAUUGAGCCCCUCCCUCAUGAUCGUAUUUGAUUUAUGUCCAGUGAUCUGUAGCAGCUUUCUGUCAGUUCGCUGAACAGAUUUGUCUUUACAUGUGGAGGCUUUAAAGAUGUAGGCAAGCACAGUUUAAUUCUUCUCAUUUAAUGAUUUUGAUCUUGACUAAUGUUCUAUUUUACCAUCACAUACCAACACACAUAUCAAUACACACACACACACACACACACACACACACACACACACACAGCCAUGUCUCCAUCAGUCCCCCUGCAGGAGAUGAUCCGGGCCAUCAGAUCAGCCAGGACACAGUGUGAGGAGCGGGGUGUCAUCCAGAGAGAGUGUGCAGCCAUCCGGGCUCAGUUUAGACAAUCAGACAACGGAGGACGGUCGCACAACCUGGCCAAGCUGCUUUAUGUGCACAUGCUGGGCUACCCCGCUCACUUUGGUCAGGUGAGAGGAUUUUGCUAAUGCCUAUCAUGGGUUUGCUUGUGUUAAGAGUCCUUUGUCAUUUCAAUAGUGGGAACUGUGGUUGAUUUCCUCAGGCUAAAUCUGCAACAUUGCUAACUCAUGUCUAAAAAUGGGCCACUGAAUCCCCUCCAGCUCCUGUUCUGCUGUACAAGACCCAUGCCUGACCUCCUCUCUGAGCUGCAAAGAGGGAGGAACUUUUAAGUGACUUCACAUUAAAGGAGUUUUUCUUCUUCUUAUUAGAUGGAGUGUGUUCGGAUGAUAGCCAGCCCUCGCUACAGUGAGAAGCGAGUGGGGUAUCUGGGAGCCAUGAUGCUGCUUGAUGAGAAGCAGGACGCCAGUUUACUCAUCACUAACUCCAUCAAAAAGUAAGGACUGUCCUUUUGAUUUCUUUGCAAUCUGCAUGAGUAAAAUCUGGAAUGCAUUAUCACUGAGUUUGAACAAAUGACAAGGAACACAUAGUAGUGUGUGUGUGGGAGCAUGAUACAAACUUUACACAUGCAUUGUGGUAAUUUUAUAUCAGGGAGUAACAUAACAGACAGGGUGGUCUGGACUUCACCAUGCUUCCAUUUAAAAAAAAAAGUUUUAUUCUAGACAAUACAACAACAAAGAAAGGCAGACACAGGCAUACCCAAAAAUAUACAAAAAAUAAUACACAAUUUACAGACAAAAAACACUAAAAUGACAAAACAUCUUUACAAGUAAAGUAAGUACCACGCAAGACAAAGCCACUUAAAAAUUUCAACACCGUGGAAAGGAUAGAAAUAAGUUGGCUUCCUGUUGUAGCUAUUAAGGGGUCAAGGUUUAAGGGGAAAAAAAACAAAAAACAGACAAGACAAACCAAAGACAAACCAAAGUAAACAAAGGCCUUCCAUCACCACAAUUUAUAUUAAUACCAGCCUUCACCCUGACUCAAAGUUUCCCAUCCACAUUCAAGAGUUACACAUUGUUCUUUGUUUCUUUUGAUAUAUUUUUCAAUAGUUCGUGGAGAUUUCAAAAUCAUUUUGAAGUGGUCAGUAGUUAAUCGUUGUUUUUUUUUUUUUGUAGUUUUAAAUAGAAAAGCUUUUCCAAUCAUAGUAAUGAUGUUAUUCAAGUCUUUUCCUUCUAUUUCGUCCCUUAAAUUGCCAAACAUAAUAACUAAAGGGCAGCUAUAAAAGCUAGGGCUAUAAACAGAAAUUCAUUGACCUACAGUAAACCCAAAAAGAGCAAUUUCCUUACAAUACCAAAAUCUGACUCCUGUUCCUCUUCACAAAAUUUGCACAAGUCACAAUGUUGAAUACCCCAUUUUUUAAAUCUUUUUAAUCUACAUGGGAAAAUCUACAUGAAUAAAAUCUUGAAUGCAUUAUCACUGAGUUUGAAUAAAUGACAAGGAGCACAUUGACAUGUGUGUGGGAGCAUUAUACAACCUUCAUAAAUGCAUUGUGGUUUUUUUUUAUCAGGGAGUAAAAUAACAGACAGGGUGGUCUGUGUCUGGUUGACCUCUUCACCAUGCCUCAAUUUUUCCAUAAAAUGCAUUUCACAACAUUAGUGGAGAACAUUAUAAUCACGUGUCUGACAAUAUUUAACUGUCAUAACUGACACUAAGCGGUCUGUCACAGAGUAAGAGUGAAACAAACAAAAAAAGAAGGCAGACACUAAACAGUCAAUAUCAACAACAAGGCUGAUACUGUCAGAUGAUUUCAGUGAAACUCUGUUCAUUUUCACUGUAAUAGAAACAGAUAUCUCCUGUCCUGUGUGUGUUUUUCAGUGACCUCUCCCACAGUAACCAGUAUGUCCAGUCCCUGGCUCUGUGCACUCUGGCCUGUAUGGGUUCAGCUGAGAUGUGCAGAGAUCUGGCGCCAGAGAUUGACCGGCUGCUCCGAGCCUCCAACUCCUACAUAAAGAAGAAGGUGGGAACUGACGCAGGGAUAAUGUUUUUUUACUCUCUCUUUGAUUUCCUCUUUGACCUCUGCAUCCACUAUGAAUUAUUUCUACAAACUUGUGUAUAGACCUGUGGUUUAUACUCUACUUAACCUUAUCGAUUCCUCUUACAAAGUUAUUAAUGGAUCUUUCCACGCGUUUAAGAUAUCGAGUUUCUCUCUGAGCAACACACAAACAUUAAGGUUACCUAUUUGUUCAUUCACUUCAAUUCAUGAUAUCCUUCUCUGGACUGGUGUUUGUAAUGAUCAUCAUCCUUUUGAAGUUAAUUUAUACAUUUGUUCAUUCAGAUCCAACAAUCUCAGUGGGAGGUAAUCCGGCUUUCUAGCCUGAGUGUUGACUGUUUAAAUAAUCCUUGUGUACACAUUUCAAUCCUCUGUCAGCACUAACGCUCGCUGGGUUCAUCUGUAACCUGCUCUGGUUUUGUAUUGGUGGUGUUUAUUGUUUUGCUGUUCCUCCAGGCUGCUCUGUGUGCUGUUCACAUAGUGAGAAAAGUCAACGAUCUGGGGGAGCUCUUCGCCCCCGCAGCUCGCGCCCUCCUCUCUGAGAAAAACCACGGUCAGCUGAUCCGCCUUUAUCACAAGCCAGAGAUACCAGUUCAUUCAUGUCACUCCCUUGAUUCACAAACACCCAUGAUCCCUCAUGGAUUUGUCUCUGUUUACCUGUAGGUGUGUUACAUGGUGCUGUGGUGCUCAUCACUGAGCUGUGUGAGAGGAAUCCAGAGACCCUGGAGCGCUUCAGGAAGGUACAAAGGGGGUCAACAUAAACUCUUUGCCUGCUUUGAUGAAGUGAGUUUCCUGCUCUCUGUUGUUUCUGUUGUAAUGUGUUUUUGUCUUGUGUAUCUCAGACAGUCCCAGACCUGGUCCAGAUCAUGAAGGGUUUGGUCAUUUCGGGUUAUUCACCAGAGCACGACGUGGCAGGAAUCAGUGAUCCCUUUUUACAGGUCAGUCUGUACUUUGAAGUUGUUUAUCAAGGUAAAAAAAAAAAAAAGAGAGAGAGUUUUCAGACCCACUAAGAUGACAGGAUGGCAGUUACUUCUUGUUUGGCAGUUGGCUGGUGUGAACAUUAGUGAAUAUCCCAAACUGGUCCCUCCUUAGCCUGCUUUAAAAGGUGAACAUAUAGAUAACGACACAGCACUCUGCUAGCCUUUCAUGUUAGUCAAAGUUAAACUAGCAUUGUUCAUUGCUUAUCCGUCCAUCCAUUUACUUUCACUUAUCCGGGUCGGGUCAGGGGGGUAGCAGUGUAAGCAAGUUGACCCAAAUAUCUACCUCUACUCAGCAACACUUUCCAGCUCCUCCUCAAGGAUUUCAAGGCCUUUCCAGGCCAAUUGGGAAAUGUAAUCCCUUCAGUGAGCUCUUGGUCUGCCUCAGGGUCUCCUCCUAGUUAGAUGCUCCUCUAGUGGGAGGCGUUCAGGAGGCAUCCUUAUCUGGUGUCUGAAACACCUGAACUGACCCCUUUCACCUGAAGAUGUCUGAGUUUCUAAUCCUGUCUCUAAGGCUGAGACCAGCAAUCCUUAUUUCAAGGUGGGCUCAUUUCAGCCGCUUGUAUCUGCGAUCUUACUCUUUUGGUCUUUACUCAAAGCUCAUGGCAAUAAGUGAGAGUCAAGCGGUAAAUCUGAAGCUUUGAAGAGAGCUCAGUUCUCUCUUCAUCACAAAGGACUGGCCCUACGCUCAGAAUACUGCUGAUGCUGCAACAAUAGGCCUGCCAAACUCACAUUUUCCAACAGAGAACCACGGCCUUAGAUUUAGAAGUGCUGACUCUUAUCCUAGCCACUUCACACUUUGCUGUAAACCGCCCCAAUGCCUGCUGGAGGUCACAGCCAGAAGAUGCCAGCAGAACCACAUCAUCUGCAAAGAGCAGAGAUGGAAUGCUGAGUUCCCCCCUCCAGGCUUUGUUUUGAGAUCCUGUUCAUGAAAGUCACAAACAGAAUCAGGGACAAGGUACAACCCUGGUCAAGGCCAACCGAACUAAGGCCAUGUCUGACUUUGUGCAGAAUAUAUGGUACAGUUCACUAUUAUUGAUUAAAGAGCCAUUACAAUACAGCACUGACUCUAAAGUAACAGCAAAGACAUCUUUUUCUCACUUUAUUUUUUUCUAUAGUGGUGGACAAAAGUAUUGGCAUCCCUGGAAUUUUUCCAAAAGAUAUUUCUCAAAGAAAUUGAUGCAAUUACAAAUAUUUUAGUAUACAUGUUUAUUUCCUUUACGUGCACCAGAAUAACACAAAAAAGGAGAAAAACAAAGAUGACUAAAUUUGACACAAAACUCACCAUUUUAAAGCUGUGGGUAAAUCAUUUUAUUCCAAGUAUAUGAUGCUCAUUUAAACUCACCUGUGGCAAGUAACAGGUGCUGGCAAUAUAGAAAUCACACCUGAAGCCAGUUAAAAUGUAUUAAAGUUGACUCAACCUUUGUGUUGUGUGCCUGACGAGAAUCAUCUGACGAUGUAAGAAGCAAAAUUGUUAAAAAAAUAUGAACAAUCUGAAGGUUACAAGAACAUCUCCAGAGAUCUUGAAAUUCCAUAGUUUAUUGUGUGUAAUAUGAUCAAGAAGUUUAGAACCCCUGGAGCUGUGCCAACAAUUUAUGUCAAUUUUGGCUUUUUCUUCUGCUUUUUUCUGUUGUUCUAAAUAAAAGAAAAUGAAAUGUGUAUACCAAAAACUUUUGGGAAAUAUGGUGUAUUUUCUGGAAAAAUAUCAGGGCUGCCAAUAGUUUUGUUUAUGACUGUGGAUGUCUCAGCAGACAAUAGACUUCCUGUUCCACUUUGAACAGGAGUGGGCGAGUCUUAAAUUCAAUAGGUUACUAUUUCUGUGUUUAUAUUUGACUUUUCCCGGUUUCUUUUUCCACAAAUAUCCCCCAUAUUGAAUUUCCCCUGAAGGACCAAUAAAGUUCUUCUUAUCUUAUGUUCUUUUCCUUCCUAUAUUGCUGGCCCUGUGUGCUUAAACAAAUUGUUCUCCAUCUGUUCACUGUCUGUGUCCCCUCCAUCCUCAGGUCCGCAUCUUAAGGUUGCUUAGGAUUCUGGGUCGUAACAAUGAAGCAGCCAGUGAUGCCAUGAAUGAUCUACUAGCUCAGGUAUGACACACAUUUUUCCCAAACUAAUCAAAGCAGUUCAACUGCUUGUUGCAUGUUUGUUACUUCUUGGCCUUUUAAGUCCAAAUCAAAGACUGUUAAUGAUAAUUUGCCUCAUUACCACUGGUUGCUACAAGAGGUCUGAUUGCAUCUUGUAGCACAUGGUCUGUUUUAUAAAAUGCUACCACAGCCUAUCAACUCAGACAUGACAUUCUGUAUCAACCCUGUUGUACAAAUUUCUGUUGUCCUGCAAAGAAGCAAAAGCCUACAUAUCCCAAACUCAGUCAUCUAUCUGUAAUAAUUGUUACUAAUUGGUGAAUGUAUUUCUUUAUCUGACUACUGCUCUGACUUGUUGUACAGGUGGCUACCAACACUGACAGCACAAAGACUGUUGGCAACGCUGUGCUCUAUGAAACAGUCCUCACGGUAUUAGACAUCAAGUCAGAGAGCGGCCUCAGGGUGAGACACAGUAAUAUGUCCUUCUUAUACUUUUUAUAAAUCAUAAGCAAAUAAGCCUUCACUAAAAACACAUGAUUAAGUCUGAAUUUAUAAGAAGAAAAAUUUAAAAAGAAAAAAAAAUUUAAGAAAAAGAUGUAAAUACAAACUCUGCUUUCUUAUCCAGCAUGAGAGCUUUUACCUCGUUCACCUGAAGCUUGGUGUUGUCUAUGUUUUCACACUGUUUUCAGUUAGAUGACAUUCAAACAAGCUGUCAGCCACUCCCAAAUUAACUGGUGCCAAUUAAAAGGUUUAAAGAAAGUGCUAAGGCAUUUAUUUUGGAUGCAGGAGGAACUUGUUCAAACACUGAUGCAAAUAGACAAAAACUGUGAGUUGAAGUCAAUAUGCAACUUUAAAGCCUCUGUGAAGAGUUCUUUUACGUUCAUAAAAAAACUCAAUUCAUAUUGAUGCAUUUUUAUGAUGUACAAAUAGGGGUGUCCCAAUACAACUUUUUUACCUCCGAUACGAUGCAGAUAUUGUAGCCUUCAGUAUCGGUCGAUACUGACAUUGAUCCGAUAUUAGCAUCAACCUGUGCGUGACAAGUUUUUCACUCAGCUGCAACGUCUUUUUUGGACUGUAAUGCAAAAUACUACCACAGGGCCGACAUCACUACUUCUCCUUGCUACUUUGUUAGUACCUUCGUGCACACUUGUCGUGAUUACAGUAGAAACACGAAAGAAAGAGCCUUAUUUAUGACAUUCGACACCUGAAAUAUUCUCAAUGAAUGUUACAUUUCACUGUCAGAGAUCAGUAAGAUGAGAUACUUUGUCAUCUGGUCAUUACUGAAGCAUUUUAGGACAAGAUACAAACAGACUACUUUGUCCACAGGGGGCACCACAGUCAACACAAACAAAAAGUUCUCACAGCACCUUUAAUAUUUGGCUGUUUGUUUUACUUAAUACUGUUUGGCAAUAUUGAGAUACGUGCUCGGUCAUUGCCUGUUUUUAUUUUUUUGUGCAGGCCUAAUUUACAUUUGAUGUCUCACAUAAAUUUGAUGCCGUUGUGUUUUUUGUCCUGUUAUUUUAAGACAGGCGAAGUAUAACUUCAUUGAUCCCUAAAGGGAAAUUCAUGUUGCAAUCGGCCCUUUAAAAAAUCCUUUGUGAUUGAAUAUAUUUUGAUUUGAUCUUAAUUUUAAACAGAUGCUUGUCUUGUCCUGUGCAACAGGUUCUGGCUGUGAAUAUCCUGGGAAGAUUUCUCCUUAACAACGACAGAAACAUUCGGUUGGUUUCUUUUAAUCUUCAUCCCCCCCCUCUUAUGUCAGUGUUUCUCUUCCCGUCACUCACUCCUAUCCUCCCUCUUUCCUCCCCCUCCUCUGUUAUCUCCCCGGGUUAUUUUACCUUUUCCGUUCCACAAGGCCAACAGGCAGCUCACUGCUGCUUGAGAGAGAAACUUCCUCACAUGCUGUUAUCAGUCUGAGCUCACUAAUCACUUUCACUGGAGUCAAACCAGCAGACUUAUAGUCUCUGUCAGACUUAUUAUGAUCUCUCCAUUUUGGGCAGGUCAUUUCUCCUCAGACAGUGUGGAGACCUACAGCAGGCUCCUUUAUGGAGGUUGUUUUGUUAGUAUUUUUUAAGUUUGUCUCCAUAGGGGUUUUGUGGUCAGGCAGGCCUGUCUGGUUCUACCUGCAGACUGCUGAAUGUCUCUGUGGAUCGGUGACUGGAACAGGACUGGUUUAUUCCUCUGAGCCCUGCACGGCUGGAUAGCAUUUCCCUCUUACUCCCAUAAAUACUUAAUGAGUUCAUGAGACAUUUCAAAGUGGAAAGAUGAAUAAUUUAUCAUGGCAGGUCAAGAAAGUUCUGUUUGUACAGAGCUUGUCAGUAUUAAUCUGAUGGUUACAAAUUAGUUAUAUCAAUGACUUAUUUUCUCAUUUUUAUGGUUGCAGAUACAAACUGGCAUCUUUGAUUUUGUCUGCUCUGUUUGCAUGUCCAGGUACAUCGCCAUGAUCUCUCUACAGAAGAUUGUUGGCACAGACCAUAACGCAGUGCAGCGCCACAGGGGGACCAUCGUGGACUGCCUGAAGGACCAGGAUGCUUCUGUCAAACGGUAACUUUCCCCUCCAUAUCACUUGACGUGGUCAACUAUUCAACGCAUCGUUGUAAAGUUAUCUGUGAAUAUUGAGUGGUUAUUUUGCUUGAGAUGCCCAUCACUAAUCAGUGUAAACCUUAUGCUAUUUUAAAGCACCUUAGCUCGUAAAUGUAAGCAUUUACAAGCUAAGGUUGGAUAUAAACUUGUACCUGAGGGCACGUGUUGGUCUGUGUAGUUCUGAGGAGAAGGGUUGUGUAUUUUGUUGGUCAAGGAGUGUCUUCCUGCUCCCUGUAGAUAUCUGAAUGAGGAUAGAUCAAAAAGAUUAAACUUGAAACGCUGACAUGCGGAAAAUGUCUGUCAGAACUGUGUCUGCUUAGUUCAGAACAUACAGUAACACUUAAUAUGAGGUCCUUGUAGGGCUGGGCAAUAUGGCCUCAAAUCAAUAUCAAGAUGUAUUGAGCAGUUCACCUCAACAACGAUAAAUGGAUGAUAACUACUCCACAAGCUGCUCACCCCCUCACACAUUAACUUUGUCUACUUCAGCCGCCGCUCCAGCUGCUACAAGUUUUGAACCGUCCUCCAUCUCCUCACCUGUCUUUCUCUCUUUGUUACGGACUGGAUGGGGUGGAGUCACGUCUCUGACAUAGGAUAGUGUCUUAAAGGGACAUCAGACCAUAGCCUACCUACUCACAUCCAAAACCUACUUUCAUUUAUUUAUUUAUGUAUUUAUUUAUUUGACACCGAAUAUAUUGACAUGGACAAAAUUACUUAAGUUGUCGUCGGUUAUUGUUGUAAAUUUCAGUAUCUGUAAAUUUUUGGUGUAUCGCCCAGCCCUAGGUCCUUGUAAUAAGCAUUUAUUAAUAAUCACUUUUAAGAUCUUAUUGCAUGAUGAGUUUUAAAUUAGAUGAAUGAAAGACAGACAAAACAUGGCCACAGUAACUGCAGGGUCACAAGGUACAAUCUGUGUGUACAUACACUAUUGAAGUGUAUAACGAUCAACACUCAUUACUCCUUCUAGCCGUGCAUUGGAUCUGUCCCUGGCACUGGUGUCAGCCUCCAACAUCCGCUCCAUGAUGAAGGAGCUGCUCAUCUUCCUCUCCUCCUGCCCACCUGAGCUCAGGGCUCAGGCUGCCAGCGGCAUAUUUAAUGCUGCAGAGAGGUGAGGGACUGACUGCACACACAUGUAUGCUCAUAUACAGGACUGUAUCACACACACAAACACACACUUAUAUACUUUGGUCUGCCUGCAGAGACAGUUAAUGUGCGCUGUUGUCUCCGGCUGGGUUGAGUUAAUGUAGGCAUUAAUGUGAAGCAGCUGUUCAGGCUGUAACAAAUGGAUUCUGUGCUUAAAGUGCACUGUUUGUGUCUUCACGUCUCACUCUGUGUCUGUCUCCUCUCUCAGUGACGCCCCUGUCUCCUUUAGUAAUGAUGAACAGCUCUCUCUGUUUAUCUUUUGUUUCACUCCUGCCUCUUAGUGUGUUCUUGUUUUCUGUGUGUGUAUAUGUAUUGACAGAUGUGUAUGUAUGUGAGACUGCCCCUGAAGCUCCACUGAGUGUGUGUGUCUCUGUCUUUGUCAGGUAUGCGCCCUCCCAGCGCUGGCACAUUGACACCAUCCUGCAUGUCCUCACCACGGUAAAUACAGACUGAGCCACUCACUCUGAUGCACUCUGCUACAAACCCUGUUUACACCUGUGUCAACAUGUGUCCUUAUCGACCCGAUCACAAACGGACAGUCUUGACUGCAUCGAUUCACUAGAAUGUGCCCCUAGAUGUGUUUCCUAUCACCACUUACAAGAAGAUUUAUGGAGUUAUUGAUUAAUUUAACCAGAAAAGCCUCGAGAUUAAAAAUGUUUUUUACUGGCCAAGACUUGGAGAAGUACCUUCCAAAAAGUUAAAGACAAACAAAACACAGAACUAUUCUGAAAACAUUUCCUUAAUCAUACAACAGAAUGUCAUUAUUCCAAGCAUCUACAGCCUGAUGCAUCGUCCUCAAACACCUUCGAUCUCGGGUCAAAAACAUUCAGAGGGACCAGCUCACUCAGACCCAAGUUCUCUUACUAGAGUUUCCAAAGUGCAGAAGCAGCAUUUCUAAAAGUCUGGUCACUCAUUUUAAGAUACAUUCUGGGGACAGAAGGCAAACAAAAAGGCAUGUGACUUUUUCAAGUUAAUGAGGUUAGAACUACGUAUAUAAGGGGAGUACGCCCUGCAAGUAAGAACAUGCCAGUGGUUUUGCCUAUAUGUAGACAAAGAGAGCCAGCCAACUCAAGCAUACAGAGUCUUAAGAACCAAAGAUGAACUCAGCGCUCCUGAGAGUGAAGGUUUUGUAAUGAUGCAUGCAUAUAAAACAUCACCAUAGUCAAUCAGGAGCUGUAUCAACAACAGCAUGUUUUACUUUUUCUUUGCAGCAAAAGAACAAAGUAACUUACACUCACCGGCCACUUUAUUAGGUACACCAUGCUAGUAACGGGUUGGACCCCCUUUUGCCUUCAGAACUGCCUCAAUUCUUCGUGGCAUAGAUUCAACAAGGUGCUGGAAGCAUUCCUCAGAGAGCUUGGUCCAUAUUGACAUGAUGGCAUCACACAGUUGCCGCAGAUUUGUCGGCUGCACAUCCAUGAUGCGAAUCUCCCGUUCCACCACAUCCCAAAGAUGCUCUAUUGGAUUGAGAUCUGGUGACUGUGGAGGCCAUUUGAGUACAGUGAACUCAUUGUCAUGUUCAAGAAACCAGUCUGAGAUGAUUCCAGCUUUAUGACAUGGCGCAUUAUCCUGCUGAAAGUAGCCAUCAGAAGUUGGGUACAUUGUGGUCAUAAAGGGAUGGACAUGGUCAGCAACAAUACUCAGGUAGGCUGUGGCGUUGCAACGAUGCUCAAUUGGUACCAAGGGGCCCAAAGAGUGCCAAGAAAAUAUUCCCCACACCAUGACACCACCACCACCAGCCUGAACCGUUGAUACAAGGCAGGAUGGAUCCAUGCUUUCAUGUUGUUGACGCCAAAUUCUGACCCUACCAUCCAAAUGUCGCAGCAGAAAUCGAGACUCAUCAGACCAGGCAACGUUUUUCCAAUCUUCUAUUGUCCAAUUUCGAUGAGCUUGUGCAAAUUGUAGCCUCAGUUUCCUGUUCUUAGCUGAAAGGAGUGGCACCCGGUGUGGUCUUCUGCUGCUGUAGCCCAUCUGCCUCAAAGUUUGACGUACUGUGCGUUCAGAGAUGCUCUUCUGCCUACCUUGGUUGUAACGGGUGGUUAUUUGAGUCACUGUUGCCUUUCUAUCAGCUCGAACCAGUCUGGCCAUUCUCCUCUGACCUCUGGCAUCAACAAGGCAUUUCCGCCCACAGAACUGCCGCUCACUGGAUAUUUUUUCUUUUUCGGACCAUUCUCUGUAAACCCUAGAGAUGGUUGUGCGUGAAAAUCCCAGUAGAUCAGCAGUUUCUGAAAUACUCAGACCAGCCCUUCUGGCACCAACAACCAUGCCACAUUCAAAGUCACUCAAAUCACCUUUCUUCCCCAUACUGAUGCUCGGUUUGAACUGCAGGAGAUUGUCUUGACCAUGUCUACAUGCCUAAAUGCACUAAGUUGCCGCCAUGUGAUUGGCUGAUUAGAAAUUAAGUGUUAACGAGCAGUUGGACAGGUGUACCUAAUAAAGUGGCCGGUGAGUGUAUUUCUGAAAUAGUGGUGCAGUCACAGCUUUAGCUUCUUUACAAGUUGCUGUAUAUGAAGUUAAAAGACAGAGCAUCAUCGAUUGAGACCCUUAGGCAUUCAUAAGAAGAUACAGACUCUGUACAGUAUCAAAAGCAAGCAACAACUCAGAGCCUGGUAUUGUGACGGAGCUGCGCAGUAUAUGACAGUGUCAUCUGCACAUAAAUGUAAAUUUACUUUUGGAACAUUUUGACGACUGCUGUUGAAAUAAAGUGUAAAUAACAGUGGUUUCAAGACAGAACCCUGAGGCAUGCCAUUUACUACUUAAAGAUGAAUGAAGAAUUAAAUCAUCAGUGGCAUUACCAGGUACAAACAGGGUCGCACUUUUUGAACCAGGGGUACAUGUAUGAAGGCUGUCAAAUAAAUUUAUGACUUACAAACAAAGAUUUGACAAAUGUUUGCAGCUAUUUUGUGCAAACUUUCUUUCUUGCAUCCCCAGGUCACGAAUAAACCGUUUACUCCCAAAAAAAUUUUUCAUUUGUUGCAUCCUGACUUUUCAUUUUCUGCUACAUUUAGUAAAGAAGUAAAGGCUAAUGCUCUUUGCAGAAAUACCAUGUAUACAGAGGGUGAAAGAAGAGGAGGAUGUCUGAUUAAUUAAAGUGAAUCCUUAUCUGUAAUUGUCUUUAAUUGUGUAAUGUAGGAGUACUGUGAUGACAAUUUUCCCCAUGAGAGCUCAUUGUCUGGUCAAAAUAUAGGGCGACCCAAAUACUAAGCCCAGCUGCUUGUAUUUGACUCUGAUCUCCUCUCCAUCAGGCAGGGGGCGACGUGAGGGAUGAGACUGUCCCCAACUUGAUCCAGCUCAUCACCAACGCCUCAGAGCUGCACUGUUACACCGUCCACAAGCUGUACAGGGCUCUGCUCACUGAUAUCACUCAGGUUAGUGUUUUAGUCAUCUAUUUUCUAUGAUUUGCCUGCUCUUAAAUCAGUGCUCUAAAGCUCUGGAAGUUUGACCUUGGGGGAUUGAAGAAAUGAACAAAAUCUGUAGAAGGAUUAAUUCUAUGGACCUCUCUCUAACUGAACCCUGAUGACUUACUCUCUCACAGAGUUCACUUUGUUUGAAGCUAAACCCACAGCUGACACUUUAAGGUGGAGGCUCCCUUUACUCCCUUUACUCCUGCAGGACUCGGACUUAACAUGCCAUGGUCUUGUGUCGUACAACUAAUUAUCAGGGGUGAAAAAUAACAAAUUGCAUGUUCUCAUGUUACUGUAAUCAAUCAGCCUUUUAAAGUAAAGAGAAAUCUGAACUUUUAAAGUGAAUUUUGGAAUUGUCAAAAUAUCUCAUUGCACUUGAACUAUACUGACCUGACAGGUCUGAGUAUAAAUCUUAUUUGAAGCCAAAUUUAUCUGGAGAAGUUCCUUGAAAUAUGUAUCAUAUCACAUCUUAAUUAAGAGAAACUUUCAAGAAAAUUGUGCUUGCUCUAUCUGCAGCCAUUUUGGCUCAUGACAAUGAAUGAAGUCCUUGUUUUGGAGCUGAAGUAACAAGUCUUUUUGCACAGCCAGCUGUGACUGCAGUGUACAGGAACCAUUUACAAAGUGCAAUUUUGACAAAAGUCGCUGCAAAAUUUUCAGUGACUUUAUCCUUGAUAGAUGCUGUUGGCUGUGUUAUAGCAUUGAGUACUUAAGUACUUCACUUAAAAGCUUCUAUGAGGAGUUUUUUUUUUUUUACAUUUAUGAAAUGUGCUGAAACUCAAAUUGCCUUUUCAUGAUUUCCAAAAGCAAAUGCAGACAAGAUUGACUGAACUCCAGGUUUUAAAUAUGAGUUCAUGAAUCCGUUUGUUACAAUGUCUGUAUCUCCAUUCACUUCUUACCACACAAUCAGUGUUUGUAGGCCAAAGUGCUCAUGAUAAUCCUUGUCAAGUUCAUGCUUUAUUCCUGCUGAGCCUGUAUUACACCAUAAGCACUGAAAUAUCUAAUCUGUCCUUCAAAGACAGAAAGUUAAUUGAUGUAGUUUAACCUUUAACAGCGUAUUAAGUCCAGGUUUGUUUUGGUCUUACAGUAGAAUAUUGGCCCACUGAAAGAAACUGACUAAAUACAACAGUGCAACCCUGCAAACUACCAAGAAAUGAGCUGGAACCACAGGGGGGCACUUAUAGGAGGAACCCUGCUGAAUGAAGCUGAAUGAAGACUUAAGCUUUUUUUAAUCUUUACUUUGGCCCUGACAAAGCCAGGGUACUGAGAUUGUUCACAACCCGUCAGUGUUUCAGAAGCAAAAAGAUGAUGAGAGAUACAAAAUGGGUUAAAAAUUGAUUUAUGAUGAAACCAGAUGCUUCAACCAGGUUAAGAUCGAAGUCUGAUAUUUAGACACAGCCACACAUGAUAUGCUCAUGCUAAGAAAACAUCUUUGCGUCUGCAUUUUGCCACCCUGAUGAAAGGAUGAAGAGUUCAGGACAGAAAUUUCUUUUAUUUGUGUUCUCUGUUCUCAGCUUGAAAACAUCUCAGGAGAGAGAUCUCCAUUUGUUCAAUGGCUUUGGUUUAUUUCUGUCUGAAAGUCUGUGUCAGACAGGGCUGCUGCGGGUUCAUGGCAGUGGGAAUUGCGGGGCUAUCAGUGAAAAAAGUGGCUGAUGCAGUCAGGUUUAUUUUUGGAAGCAAAGUCGGAUGAGCAGCAGCCAUGUACUCAUCUGCAGAGUGCUGCAGUUUCACAUCAUCCACCACAUUAACCUCUGGUGAAUUGUGGGAAACAGUGUUUCCAGUCAGAGAGUUAACAUUGUAGGGAACUCUGUGUGCUCUACCCUUUUGUUUCUGAUUAGUUUCUGAACAGAGUGUGAGGAUGUAAUAUCUGUGUGUGCAGCAAUCCCUUGUGCAGGUGGCGUGUUGGUGUAUAGGAGAAUAUGGAGAUCUGCUGCUGAGGGGGGAGUGUCAGGAGACGGAGCCUGUUCAGGUACACCGAGCACCUGCUCAGUUUUAAUACAACAUAAUAAACCGGUGAACCUGACUUAUAGUACAGGGUCCUUUGUUAUUUAGUGAUAUUAUGUAGUAAUAAAGUCUGAGUGAGAUGUAAAUAAGUAGUUUGUAAGAAAACACCAAGUCAAUGAGGGUUUCAUGCAGUAAAUCAGUGCACAGCCAUUAACAACAGUAUAAUAACUAAGUCAUGAAAUCAUAUAUGUGAUCAGCAUAAGUGUUUGCAGUUAAACCACAAAGGCAGUAAAAACUGUAACAUAACAUAUAAUAACAUAACAUAUAAUAACAACAUCUGUAAUUACACAUAAUGAUGAUAAUAAUAAAAAAGUAAUACUGCUGAUAAUAAAAGUGAAAAUAGAUAUCUUUGAAAGUAUUAUUGCAAAUUAAAACAGAAAUGACGGAUCUUAAGCUCAUAUGCAGUUAACUUUCCCUAGUUUUGAGUGUGAUGAAAUGUUGAGAAGUUGAAUUCCAGACUCUGAAAUGAACAUGUUUCUCAUCCAGGUCACUGAGGACGACGUCUUAGACGCCUUGGAAACGGUUCUGCAGUCCCACAUGUCGUCCCCAACAACCAGAGGCUUCGCACUGACAGCCACCAUGAAGCUGAGCACACGCAUCACUGAUAAUGUGGAGUAAGAAACAAUGCUGGACAGAGUCAGCCGCAGCCCAGUUCUGGUUACAGGAAGUUGUUUCUAACUAAAGAUAUGGAAAUGAGACACUCAGUCUUUUAACUCAAAGGGAACAGAAACACGCAGUACACUAGCUUCAUGCUCUAUUUGUCACAGCCUGUAGGUUAAUAGUUAGCUUGUCAGUGGCUCUCAGACUGGUUAUAAGAUGAGUGAGGGCUGAAUUCAGCUUUCUCAAGUUAAAAGUGGCUGAUCAAAAUUAAAUGAAAGCUGAAAAAAUUGCAUAUUGCUAUUUUUCAAUCAUCUUCCAUUCUUAUGUGUCUCUACAGCAAAGAUUUGAUGUUGAGCUGUCAUGAAUAUAGAGUAAAAUCACAGAUCAUUUUCAUAAGGCCUAUCUCUAAGAAGUCACAGUGAUUUCUGACUGCUUCUCUCUCUCCGUCUCUUUCUCCACUCUCUGACAGUCGGAUCAGAAGCAUUGUCAGCAUUUACGGCAGCUGUAUAGAUGUGGAGCUCCAGCAGAGGGCAGUUGAAUACAAUGCUCUGUUCAAAAAAUACGACCACAUGAGGUAUGCCAAAACUUUUUUCAAAAGUUAACUUGACCUGCUCUUCAUCAUGUCCAUACACAUGUCUACAGUUUAGAGGGGUGUCUGUCAGUGCCUGGUAUUAACAUGCAUCUAAUCACAAGUGGGCAGCUUCAAGUGCAAGUGAUCAUACUUUGCAACAUCAUGUAUGUGUAGAUGAGUCUCCAGUGACCUUAUGUGAUAGGAUCUCAUUCUCCUGCUCUGUAUGCAAAUAAACACAGAGCCCUUUAUUCACCUUCAUCAGCCUGAAAAAACAUCCACUUUAAAAAGAGGCAGUGCAAACUCACAGUACUGAAGAGGAAAGCUGCACAUAUUUGCAUGAGCUGCAGAGAGGAGCAUGUGAUCACGGACUGAGACUUGACUGUGUGAUCAUGAUUUUUGUCCACAAUUGUGUUGUUUUUCAGAGAAUGUGAUAACUUCAUUGCAGGCCAAUGUCUCUAUUUCAAGAGCACACUCCAUGUUCUGAAAUGUCUGCCACACCAGUGCACUGCUUAUUGUGAACUGAUCUACAGUCUCAUCUCCUGAUCAUGACAGUAACAAGGAGAGGAUGUAGAUUAGACGUAGAUCAGGGCAAGACAAUUACAUCUACAGUCUACUUCUAUCUGCUCUUCUCUGUAAAUCAUAGAUACAAUCAUAGGUGUGCUGUUUUAUUCUAAACUAUGAUAAACUGUCCUUUCAUUUCAUCUCUGACUCACACCGUAGCCCCCUCUUCUGCACCUCCACAUGUCGGGUCAGGAUUGUCCCAUCUUCAUUCAUAUAUUCCCAUAAAUGUGGGUGUGUUUGCAUUUGCAUCCAUACUGUUGUAUCGACUUCAUGUUCACAUACUGGAAUGGCUGAGAAUAAAAAUCAGUAACAAUAUUCACAACUCAUGGUAGAGAGAUAAUAAAGCUUAUGUGAGAGCCAGGGGGUCUGAUACUCUCACAAGCUGCUGUUAUGGAUGCUGGGGGAGUGGAUGUACAUAAACGUGGCCCAGAAAGCAGUGUGUCUCAGACUACUUCCUCAUGAGUGGGUUUCCAUCUGUAGUUGAAGCUGUCCACUUGUGUUCAGAUGACCCAUGAGACGUGUUGAUACCAGUUAAAAACAGGGUUUUAGAAGGUCUUGGGAUUUAAAGGUGGAGUAGGCAGGAUCUGAGGAAGUGCCAGUUUUGGGGAGAAAUCCUGAAUGUAAACACUACCCCUCUCAACCAGUUUUCCCCUCAGCUCCUCCUCUACCCUCCCUCUCUGGUCCAGCAAGCCCUGCCCACACACAGACACUCAUCCUCACUUGUAUCGUUUCAAUUAAAUUCAAUUAAUAAUGCAGAUAAAUACUUCAGAUAAUUACAAAUGGGGCCCAGUCGACGUGAAAGUAAAAAGCAUUGGUGCUACUUUAGAUGCCAACAGACUACCAGCAAACACAAUGUUUGCAGGACUUCUACAACUUGGAUAAAGUGACAUAGUCCAGGACCCGAGGUAAACAGUUUAGCGGCGCUACAACACGUAGCAGGUCUCGUUUGACAAGAAACACUUCUGUUACAGACACUUGGCUCACUUUGUUAAAGUAGUUUACCUGUCCAGCAGAAAAGUUACAGAGUCCGUAAGAUCCCGAAGCGUCCCCCAUCAUUGUUGACCCGGCUUCUUAGCUUUUGUCUAGUCUACCUCUGUUUUAAGCGCCCAGAGUCUCCAGUAUUUACUUCGUUUUCUUGCUUGUGUUGGCAGUCGUGGCCAAAGGAGGAUUCAGACAAUUUUCUGGUUGGUUUCUACUGUCUGAUAUUGUAGCACGCUAACUUUGUUUGGGCUCCUGAACGACACGGGGGAGCAGUGUCUGCCUCACAACCAAUCAGCACUAAGGAGCAGCGUCCGCCUCACAACCAAUCAGGAUGGGGGAGGCGGGGAAUGGCUUUGUUUACAGUCAGAAAGAGUGGAGCGCUCUGAAAUUUUAAAAUGUUGACUACACAGACAUAACAAAACACAGCGAUAUCGUUAUAUAACCAAAUUUCAUCGAUAACUAAUAGUUAUUGACUGAUAUUAAAAGCUUUUUUGUAUAUACACCACAAAAAAGAUGCUUCUUAAAUGGAUUCCUGCCUACCUCACCUUUAAACAGAUGUUUGAAGGACAAAAAAAUCCUUCUUUCUGGCUAAGAUAAACUGAAUCGUCGCGUCUCUGCAGGGCGGCAGUGCUGGAGAGGAUGCCUGUGAUUGAAAAAAACUCACCUGGUCACACCAACGGAGAGUCAGCAGUAGAGACCCUCAAAGAAAUCCCGCCAGCCAAGGUGAAGCAGGGGGAGUCCCUCCUGCCUCCACAACCUACUAACCAGGUAAAUCCGAGCCGAGAUUUCUCUGCGUCCGGCCUCUCACAGCUUCUUUUCUUGUUGAUUACAAAGAUCUGAAUGAGCAUCAUCAUGCCAGGCUCUGGAUCCAGAUAUUCCUCCUCAUGAACCGUACCCCUCCGUUAUAUUCUAUGGAAAUUAGGUUAAAGUUUGUUCUUGUUUUUUUUCGUAGCACAGUUUGCCUUGGCGGGCUCACGCCUUUUCCUACAUGUGCUUUCAUGUAAAUCCCAUUACAGUGUAGAAAAGCAGCAGGUUCAACAACAUUUUUUCCUGUUAAAUCUACAACGACAAACUAAAAGAGGAAGACUGCAGCAGUGAUGUCUUCAUGGUAGAUAUGUUUCAUGAUGAUGAGUGAUUUGACCCUGUUUUAAAAGUAAAACUUUUAAAAGGAUUUUACAUUCAAACUAUCAUUUACUCAUAAUGCAGCAGUAUGUUGCUUUAGCAGUUCUCCUCUUCCCAUUGUGACUUUCCUCAGGUGUGUGAUCUUCUGGGCCUGUUGGGAGGUCCUGAGGAGACCCUGCAGCCCAGCCCAGCACUGAGCAGUUCAGCACCUGGUCUGCCCGUCAACACAGGCGGCACUGCUGGAGGAGACCUGCUGGAUCUGCUGGGAGAGUUAGAGCCUACACCCGUCGCACCAGGUCUGAUCAUUACCCCCACACAAGUUUUAGAGAAAAGGGACUGAGAAAUGUUGUUACUCUAAAUCAGACCCUGAUUACAGUUUCCCUUAGUCUCCCUUAGUGUCAUCAUGUUUUUUUGUUUGAUGGUUGGUGGUUUUUGAUACAGCGUACUUUUCUCCACAGCUCCCGCAAUGUCGGUGUAUGAGAAAGACGGCGUGACUCUGACACUAAGUUGUGAGAAACAGUCAGACUCCGGCCUCACAGUCACACUGACAGCCUCCAACACUGCCGACUCAGACAUCAGCAGCUUCACCCUGCAGGCUGCUGUACCCAAGGUUUGUUAUAUACAGAUCCACUCACUGGCGAGCAGCCGUCUCUGUCAGCUGUGAUUUCCGACUGCCAAGGGGUGCUAUUACAUUCAGAGGCCUCCGGCAUGAUGUGCAUUUUUUAAACUUUAAUAUCACAGAUACCUCAGUACCAGUCCUGUCUCUUCACCGGACAGUUCAGUUUUGUUUCCUGCAGUGUUUUUAUGGCAGGCCAUGUUUAUGGAGCUGUACAACAUGCAAAUGUUUUGGUGCCGUAAACUUCAAAGCUCUGUCUGAUCUUCCCACAGAGUGUCCAGUUACACAUGAAGGCUCCCAGUGGAGACUCACUACCUGCACAAGGGGCUGCGAAGGUGACACAGAUAGUCAUCCUCAACAAUCCCAACAAAGUGAGUCUGACCAGAGGUUUUCAGAUACUACAUUCUCCAACGUGAAACAACAACAAAGUGUUCGCAGACAUCAAGUACCCUUGGGAAGCUAGUGUUAUUGUUAAAGUUUGAGGGCUGUCAGCGUUAACAUGUUUAUAAAUGCUGAUAGUGCAUUAUUUUCUAAAACUACACGCAAUUUCCACACCAUGCAGCAUCUUCCUUCUGCCAGGAAAUGGUGCAUAAAAUAAACUUCCAUACAGCUCAGUUGACACAAGUAAAAAGACGUCAGCAAAAAAAUAUGUAGCAGAGCAGUAUUUUGGUGUGUAUGAAUCGUCACACGUGGAUGAAGAAACAGACAAACUAUCCGACCUGGAACUCCUGAGACGUGCGAAUAAUGCUGGAAAUCACUGGACAUCAGAGAGGAAUCAAAAUGAUCACUGACAUUUUUCAUACUUCUGUGUAAUAGUGUCAACGUUAAGAACCAGAAACAGAAUCUCGCUGCUCAGUCUGCAGCCUCUCCUGUUGCCUCAUACCCGUAGAAGUGUUGAGAUCUUCAUGAGUGUGGUUGGGAAACACACAUGGCUGAUAUUUUCUCUUCUAGAUCCAUGUCACACUUUGCAAGAGCACUGCUUUGUUUAGCUGCUUUGUAACAGUAGUUGUUCACACUAAAUCUCAUUUGGAGUAUUGUUGUUUGGGUUACUGUUUUGGAAAGAGGGAAACAAGCUUAUUCUUUAAUUCCACAAGUUUGGCACUCUCACAAAAACACUUGGUCUGCUCAGGUAAAAUAAACCCUUCCUUUAAAGUUUGAUGAAACAACAUUAGAAUAAAUCUUAAUACUUAAACUCCUCACAUUCUCAUACAGCUGUUGUCAUAGUUGGUACUAGUGAUGGGAAUUACUGCUCUUUUUAGUGAGCCAGAUCAUUCGGCUCAGCUCACCAAGAAGAGCAGCUCCCAAACGGCUCUUCAUUUUACCACUAAUACAUUUUCUAAUUCAGCCAAAUUUAGCAUUGUUUGGAUUAUGAUAUAAUAAAUAAUUCAAUACAUCCUUUGUACUGAAGUAUUCCCAAGUAAAAAUUGUAUUUUCUAAUAUCAGUAAAUUGCUGUAGACAUCCUGAGUGCAUCCGUGUAAUGAGCACAAGCACAUGGCACACCUUCGCCCCCCUUCUGCUUGGUGUAUCCUAGCCUGAUUGGUCGCACACAGCAUGCACGUGACAGUCAUGCACUGCACGCAUGGAGCACCCGUCACACCGUCAUUCUGCGUUGUAGUUUUUCUCUACGGUCUGUGCGGGGGAAAAAAGACAGACAGGAGCCAGCUCCCAUCGUUCACAUUAAAGAGAUCCAGCUCUUUGAACCAGUCCAUUCGCGACCGACACAUCCCUACUUGGUACACCACUUUCGAGUGUGUUUCAUGUUUCCAGGUCCAAAUCUUACAUUGUAACUACCAAACUACCAUCCUAGCUGAAACAGAGAUGAUUCUAACUGUCUGAACUCUUCUUCCACCAGGUUAACUUAAAGAUGAGGGUCCGCGUAUCUUACACCAGACAGGGCGCUGCCAUUCAGGACACGGUUCAGAUCGACUCUUUCCCCGGACUCUGACUGGAGCCGCUUAGUCUGACAGGACUAUGACGACUGAGGUCUGUGGAUGAGUCAGCAGGCUUCAUCACCAUCAUCAUCUCUCUCGAAAGUUCUGUUGCGACACAACAGUCCAAGCUGCUGUUUUCUCUCUGAAAUUCCUGCGUUUGUUGUUCUGAGCUCAAUCUUGUUUCCCAGGAAAUGAUCACAGCCUCAAUAGUUUCAUCCUCCUCUUGAUUCCAGGUGUUAAUGGGAAGGAUGAUAAGACAUGACAUGACAAGAUUUAGAAAAUGCUACUUAAAGGAAAAAAAUGAAUGAGAUAUAUCUGGAAUUUCUGCAAUGAUAUCAGUCAGGAGGAAGUUUAAACCAUGCAGGGUUUUUAUCAGCAGGUGUUUUUUAAUGUUUCACUUCAUAAAUGCUUACUUCCUGGGGCUCCAGUGUCAGAUUGAGCCACUAGAUCAAUUUGUCCUCAUAAAUUAAUGUUCACCCUCUUUGAACAGCUUUUACUUUUUUAAUGAAAUGUUUGUUUUCCAUCUUGUGUCAGUGGAAAGGCAGCUCCCUGAAGACCCACUAUUUAAAAGAAAAAAAGCAGAAGUUCUAACCCAGUAGACUAGAUUUCACUCGAAGAAGCAAGUUGACUUGAGAUUGAAAGAUGGCGUUUUUUUUUUUAACACAACCUUGUGUGUUGCACUUCACUUGUCCUGUUCCUGUUUUAUUUUUUUAGCCUUGCUCAGUUGAACCACCUCCUAAGUGAUUCCCCUGUGCCUUUCAUCCUCCUAUGAAAUGCAGGUUUACUCAUGUACAAAAGAUGCAAUUUUAUUUAGUUUAUGAAGCAGAGAAAUGGUUUUAAAUGUAAGUGGUGUUAUCGUAUCAAGAUGUUUUUAUCACUCCCAAUCAGCGGUUUCUCCUUGCCUACUGUUUACAGAAGUGUGAAGAAGAGCAGACUUGAAAGAUGAUGGACAAUAUGCUGUCUAAAAAUUGUAAAUUUUACCUUUUAAGAAAAUAAGCACAACAAGAGGAGUUUGGAGGAUGUAGACAACAACUCUUUGUGUUAGAGGGAAGUAUCGGCUUUAUUGAUGACUAAUUUCUUAAUCCUGGAGCUCUGUUAUAAACACUCUGGACAUGUCAGUAAUGGUGCUCCUCAUGAACUUCAGUGCAAACUCUACCAGACUGUUUCAGAUCACUACAUCAACAAAACGAAAGAAAAGAGCUGGAGGAGUACUCUGACAGGUGUGUGAACUGUCUUUAAAUCUUUAGUUUCAUGUCAUUUUCUAAUAAAAAUGCCUUUUCAGAAUCCUCA
Molecule: messenger RNA, 24957 nt
Organism: Xyrichtys novacula (pearly razorfish)
Lineage: Eukaryota; Metazoa; Chordata; Actinopteri; Labriformes; Labridae
Source: the annotation of a GenBank genome assembly